This is a messenger RNA of Drosophila obscura, 888 nucleotides long. RefSeq names its product allergen Tab y 5.0101-like. The transcript has 3 exons. The coding region runs from base 30 to 830 and encodes 266 amino acids. NCBI's taxonomy places the organism in Eukaryota, Metazoa, Arthropoda, Insecta, Diptera, Drosophilidae. The record is from RefSeq and is a predicted model, not a curated record.
CUCAGUUUGCUCCAAGUGCUCCAACCACGAUGUCCGCAGGCUGUACUUGCCUGACGCUGAUCCUUUUGCUGGCAGGAUGGUUGACUGGUGUGUCGGGAUUCAAAUUUGACGCCAGAACAUACUGCGAUCUGCCAUACUGUGGAGAGAACAACGUCGUUUGCCUGAAAAGCAACCACAGCUUUCAAUGCAAUCCCAUGGCUAAAUUUGUGAGCCUACGACACCACAAAAGGGAAAUACUGGCAGCGCUCAAUCGAUUUCGGAAUAAGGCUGCCACCGGACUGACGCGAUAUCUGCUGCCUGCGGGUAGGAUGGCUCGCAUGGACUGGUCCGAAGAGCUCGAAUACUUUGCCAAGGCCGAUCUCCUGACCUGCAUUCCCCUGCCGCGCCCCUGUAUGACAUCGCCGAGUAUCCCCAACAUUGGCAGCAUCUUCGACAGCGAAGGCUAUACGGGAAAAGAAAUGCAAAACCAAGACGUGGUUCUCAAAAUAAUGUCAACGUGGUUCAAGGAGGGACAAUAUGUGACCAGAGCGCAAUCCGUGUAUCUCGAAGAACGUCAGGAUUCUAGAUCGACAUACAGGGCAGUGCUUUUGAUAACGGAACGCAACACGGCUGUGGGCUGUGCUGCUAUGAAAUACACCGAGGACCGCGUCCACUACUUUUACCUGAGCUGCUGCUUUUCCACGGUCGGCAUGAAGCGUACGGCCAUCUACCAGAGCGCCCUAAAAGCGGGCACGCUCUGCAAGCGUCGUGAUAUCCAAUACAAGAAUCUGUGCGCCAUCGGCGAGCAGUAUCCCGUGAAUAACCAAACGUAUUCCGACCAGUACAUCUGAUGACGGAUGACUAAUAUAUCCAAUCAUGGCAUACUCGUAAAAACGUUCUGUGCAAAAA